AUGCUUGCUAGAACUUUGUUACGUGCCUCUGUAAGAGCCCCACUUGCUGUUACUGGUAUUCCAGCUGCCAGAUUCUUUUCCUUCAAGGCUGAGGACCAACCAAGAAUUAGAAUUGGAUCCACUGCUCCCAACUUUGUUGCUGAUACCACCCAUGGUAAGAUCGAUUUCCACGAAUACAUUGGUGACAAUUGGACUGUGUUGUUUUCACACCCCAAGGACUACACUCCUGUUUGUACCACUGAAUUGGGAGCCUUUGCCAAGUUGAAGCCUGAAUUCAGUAAACGUGGGGUCAAGUUAAUUGCUUUAUCAGUUGAUGAUGUUGCCUCUCACAAAGAUUGGAUUAAUGAUAUUGAAGAGGUUAGUUCUGAAGGAGCCAAGUUUGAUUAUCCAAUCAUUGCUGAUGAAUCUAAAGAAGUUGCCUUCAAAUACGAUAUGCUUACUGAAGCUGAUUUCAAUAACAUCGACGCUGGAAUAGUGUUCACUGUUAGAUCUGUUUUCAUCAUUGACCCUAAUAAGAAGGUUAGAUUGAUCAUCACUUACCCUGCUUCUACCGGUAGAAACUCUGCUGAGAUCUUAAGAGUUAUUGACGCUUUACAAUUGGCCGAUAAGAAGGGCAUUGCCACUCCAAUUGAUUGGACUGAAGGUCAAGAUGUUAUCAUUCCUCCUACUGUUUCCGAUGCUGAUGCUGCUAAGAAGUUUGGUGAUUUCAAGAAGGUCAAGCCUUAUUUGAGAUUCACCAAGGCCUAA
Molecule: messenger RNA, 747 nt
Organism: Lizanozyma spartinae
Lineage: Eukaryota; Fungi; Ascomycota; Pichiomycetes; Serinales; Debaryomycetaceae
Product: peroxiredoxin
Exons: 1
Coding region: 1-747 (248 amino acids)
Biological process (GO): cell redox homeostasis; cellular response to oxidative stress; cellular oxidant detoxification
Cellular component (GO): mitochondrion; cytosol
Molecular function (GO): thioredoxin peroxidase activity
Source: RefSeq, a predicted model, not a curated record